Molecule: messenger RNA, 3849 nt
Organism: Emiliania huxleyi CCMP1516
Lineage: Eukaryota; Haptophyta; Isochrysidales; Noelaerhabdaceae
Exons: 1
Coding region: 1-3849 (1282 amino acids)
Source: RefSeq, a predicted model, not a curated record
AUGGUUCUCCUCACCACGACGGACGAGGCCUUCCCAGGCGUGAUUGCGGUUGCGCUGUACGUGGAGGGCCUCGAGGACGAGAAGAUUGCGUCGCUCAUCCCGCUCAACUCAGGCGACACGAGCACGGUCAAGUGGCUCCUGGCGACGCCAAGGUCGGGCCUUAUCGCCAACGGCACCGCAAGCGACGCCAUCACCUUCGCCGUGAAUGAGCUGGGCUACAGAGGCCGGGGCCUGUUUGACGAGCUCGUCAACAUCAGCUCCGAGGUGGUCUCGGGAACAAACGAAACGCGCCGUCAGCUCUCUCAUGGACGGCGGCUGUUUUUCAAAAAAAUCGGAAACGCCUUCAAAAAGCUGGGCAACACCAUGAAAGGCAAGUUUGAGGACUUGAGCGACGAGCUUGCCGGCGUCGUCAGCAAAAUCCAGGACCUGAUCGAGGAGGGCGCGGAAUGGUUCGCCUGUCAGCUGGGAGAGGUUGCGGCAGAGAUCGUCGACACCGUUGUCGACGCCGUUCUCGAUCACAUCAUCAAUCCCCUCGGCAACUUUCUCUGCAGCAAUAUUGCGACACCCGUGGCGGACGCAUUGCAGAAGAUAGGCAAAUUGUGCGUCGAGCCUUCCGGGCAGUGCUUCCCAGACGCGCUCAACCCGUCGGAUGGCGAGAUGGUCGAACUCUUCUCGAUGUCACAGGGCGACGCCGCGCAGCUGACGGUGAGCGGCAAGGCUACGCUCAAAGCUUGCGCCCAGGUGAAGGACGCGCGAGUCGAUUGCGAUGGGCUCGCCGAUUUCCUCACGAAUAUGGCCCGGGAAUGGGCAGAGACGAACAUAAAAGGGCCUGCUAGCGAAUUCCUCACCUCGACUUGCCGGCGGCAGCUCAAUGCAGCGCCGGUCAAGCACUCCGUCAUUCGCGACAUUGCCGGCGCAGCUGUGGAGCAAGUGAGCGGCGGCCACCGCCGACUCACUGCUGCGCUGCACGCGGCGAAGCGAAAUGGAACGAGCGACUCCUUCUCUCAGCGGGUGGUUGCUCAUGCGACUGCGGCGGCUCUCGACAUGACCCGGGAUCGGAUCGUCGAUGCCGUCGCAAAGCGGCUUGUCGAGGAGCAGGAGGAGGCGUCCCGCCGCCGGCUAGUCGCGGAGCAUGAGGCCAGUGGACGCCGCCUGGCAGGCUCCUGGUCUCACUGUGCCCACGAACGUGAGUUCUGCUCGUGCUUCGGCACGGUACGCUUUGGCUCCGGCUCGAAGUGGGUCACCAAGCCCGGCUCGGACAACCUUGCGUGCCAAGCUUUCAGCUUUGGCCGCGACCCUGUGCCUGGCGUUCACAAGACGUGCCAGUGCAGCCAAGACACGCAACUGACGCCCUCGCUGGGAAAGCUCAGACUCGCCUUCUCAAUCGAGGCGAGCAUCGAGAUUCAGGCAGAAGCGGCGGCCGCGUUCGACGAGGCGAGGGAGAUUGACCUCCUUGAGGAGUUGGGCAAGCCGGUCGACCUCGCAUUUAGGAAAAUCAUGCCUGUUUCUCCGGUCGGCGUGCUCCUGACCUUCGCACUCGACGCCCGCGUCAGGUUGCGGCUACCGCUCGCAGUACGCGCGACCUUCGAAGCCGCUGGUACGGCAAACUUGCUCGUCAAGUACGACAGGGAGUGGGAGGUCAACACGGACCAGCAGGGACUAGACCAGAGCCAGCUGACACCAAGCAUCGAUAGCAGGCAGCUGACGACUGUCGACAACUCAGAGCUGGAGUAUUCGGUGUCGGGCGGGGUCGCGGCCUCACUCUCUGCCAAAGUUGGCUGCAGGGUGGAGAUCGAGCUGCGGCUGUCCGCCCACAUCGCCGCGGCAAUCACUCUGUAUGGAGAGGCAGCCGCGAGGUGGGAGGUCAUGGGCGGCUCCGAUGCCUCGGCCUGCGUCACCACCGGCGUCAACGCGGCCCCCUCCUUCCAGUGCCAGCGUCUGCACACGAGCCUGACGCCGUACGUCGAGUACUCUGACAGCCAGGUCGCCGUUCCCGUCUCAUCGGGCUCGACCGCCAACGGGUAUGCCGCCAUUGGCUUCUGGCUCUACGCGCCGUACCCUCAGAUUAGCCUGCGCGUCGGGUGGGAAAUGGGCACGAGCGCGAGUCUGCUCGACCUCUGUGUGGGCUGCUUGACGUUUGAAGCGGCCGGCACGCUGUCGGUGUGCCCGUCCGGUGUAUCGUGGGACAGCUACCUCGGCCCUUCUGACGACCCAGGGCAGGGCGCGGAGCACCCCUACGGAAGGUACAUGCUCCGGAUGGCCCACGUCGAGAAGAUCUCGUUUGACGCAGCAUCGGGCGGGGCCCAGAGGAAGUUCAUUGCGAAGCCCAACAUAGGUGUACAUCACGGGAGCCAGACGUCGUGGACGGAAUUCCCCUUGGUUCCCUCUUGCACCCCCCUUGAAAUGGAUGCUGAGGUCGAUUUCCGGCUUAACAACGGGCAAAACAACGCGGUCAACGCCGGUGGUGCAGCUUUAACCAGCGCGGUCGCUUGUUCAUACGGGUGCCAGAUCAAGAGAGAUAAAGACAAUUACAAUGUUGAUUUCUUUACCUACGAUCGGGGUGGCCCUGACGGUAGUAUGCGAUGCCGCUGCUUUACAACCUGGUCCACAUUUAAGUCUCCCGCCUGGCGGCUCCCGUCUAUCGCGGGCAAAGCGUGCAUUGCCCCCAGCUGUGCCGUGGUAGAUGCUGUUCUCCCCUGGGUGUCCGGGUUGGAGCUCGAUUGGAGGACUGCCAACUAUCCAUCCGUGGCAGGCGCCGCAAGUCCGGACCAGUGUGCGAAGGAAUGUUACAACGCGGGCCAUCCUUACUUUACGCACGACAAGCGUUACAAUUCUCCGCGAUGCCGCUGCUUUGCAAAAUAUGUUCUAUACUGGGCUGACAGCCACAGUAGCGCUUGGUCGGGCGGCUCGUGCCUCGGUUGGCCAGGGCACGAGCCCUACUUCCAGGUGGACACGGAGGGCGCGGCGUGCCCGAGCGGCUCGGUUCAGGUGACGGACCAAGCCGAGUGUGCCGGCGCAGCCACCACGUAUGUGAUUCGCCAGGGAAUGUUGAAGCGCUGGCAAGGCAUCGGCACGUGGGCCGACCACGUUCCAUUCUGCUUUGCAACGUUCUAUACUAGUGCCAAGAACAACGGCAACGUCCACUUUGGCACCAACCCGGCCGUGACUGGCUCGCGUGGCUACCGCAUCUGCAAGCCGGCGCACUACUUCCAGUUGGACACGGAGGGCGCGGCGUGCCCGAGCGGCUCGGUUCAGGUGACGGACCAAGCCGAGUGUGCCGGCGCAGCCACCACGUAUCUGGUUAGCCAGGGCCAGGUGAGGCGCUGGUACAACAGCGGCACGUGGGCCGACCACGUUCCAUUUUGCUUUGAGGGGUCUGGCUAUUGGAGCGGUGGCACCGGCAACGGCAACGUGCACUUUGGCACCAACCCGGCCGUGACUGGCUCGCGUGGCUAUCGCAUCUGCAGGCGGGCGCCCUUCGUGCAGUACGGAUGCUGCAAAAACUCGGAGGGCUGCAACUUUUGGAGCACCGGCUCCCGCGUUGGCGACGUCGGUACGGCGUCCCAGGGCUACGCAGCCACCUUCGGUGCGUGCAACGAUAAAUGCAAAGCCGCAGGAUACGUGGUGGGCGACUUCUUCGGCAUGGAGUGCCCUAUGCAGGGGUUAACGCUUUGCCAGUGCUACAGAUCGUCCUCAUUGUAUUCGGUCAGCUCGGACUUUCUGACCCCCCACACAGAGGAUUGCUCGGCCAACCAGGUCCACUGCAACAACUCGCCCUAUCUAGAACACGACGGCACCACCUAUCAACUGGGCGGCGCCAACGUCGGCAGCGUCUACAUGAUCCAGUGA